AAAAUGUCUGUAAAUUUAACGGUAAAAUACCGUAGAAAUGCUACAGAAAAAGGCCGUAUUUCAUAUAACACGUGAAAACCGUAUAAUGUACAGGUGAAACCCUGUAAUUAGCUAUACGGAGAAAGACCGUAAAUAUAACAGAUAAAAACAUAUGGAAAUACGGUUUACUGUAGUAAAAUUAACAGUAAACUGUAUUAUUUGCCAAAAAAAGAAAGGGAAAAUACCUUUUUGUCUUAAAAUUAUUCUUAUUAAAAUACAUAAACAUAUUUGAUCCCCCCACGCAGGGUGCACUUAAACACCAACAUGCAGGACACACCAUAACCAGUUUUAAAAUAUGUUGGAUAAAAUCAUCUUUUCUAUGUAAAGUUGUAAUAUAAUGACUUCUUUCAACUUUUAAAGUUAAAUUGUCUGCCUAAAACCCUAAAAAGAUUCACCUUGAUAUUUGUCACUUUUGAGAAUUUAAAUAUAAUUUUUAGGUAAUAAACUGUGAUUUUACAUCUUUUAAGCAUUUCAAAAAAUAACCUUUAAGUAUCAUCCAAUCAAGAUAUAUUUUGCAUCUUGGCUCCGUAUACAGUGGAUGUGAUUGGCUGAAUACUCUUUGGCGCGGAGCGCAGCGUAACGUGACGUUUACGUUCACUCAUUUCAUCAGUGACGGUUAUGGCGAAGCACUAUAGGAGCUGAACUUCAAUUCAGUGGACAUUUUGUUCUAUGGGCACAUUGGUAAGUUGGAUUAAACAGCUUUAGCAGUAUGCGAUUUUAAACACGAGUCGAAUGUACAUUCUUUUCACGGCGCAUAAAACGAAUCUUACUCGCCAUCGCAUGUUGGCAGACUUGCAAACACUAAAACACCAGAGCUCCCGAUCUCUAGAAAUCCUCUGUAAAAUAUAUGUUUGUUAAGUACUUCGCACAUUGCUCAGUAUAUUUAGCAGUGCGUCGAUUUAAAUACGAGUAAGUGAGCAGCAUCCACCCUGAUCUCGCGAUGUCCAGCCCAUUAUGUAGAACAUAAUGUAUGUGUUUAAAACAGUAGAAGGGUGUGUUUUUGUUCACUGAGUUGAAAUGUUUAGCUGUAAGUUCUGUGGGAUAUCAGCGCAAACCCUUAGGGAGCAUGUUUUACAUAUCAAACUUCACCCUAAUGAGCCACGGUGCGUGUUCAAGUGUGCCGCUACAGAUUGCCACGAAUCGUAUCGUUCACACUGAGCAUUUAAGGCAAUUUUACCGUAAACAUAAUAAAGAUUUGUGAAGUUCAUCUUGCAGAGAAUUUCAGUGAUCUUUUUCUGAGAAAUAUUAGUACUUUCUUCUUGAAAUCACAUGGGCAGUAUGGCUGUGUUAAUUGGGAAGUUAAAUUUAUGCCCCUCAGUGAAACUGCCGAAAGUCUGCAAUUGAAAAAAGGAAGACGAAGAGUCUGUCGCGAACAACUGACUGGAAUGAAAAUGAAGUCAAUGUUCUCAUGAGGUCUACAUACUACUGUCAACGAAAAGAUAUCAACAAAGGAAAAGACAUGAAAACCCUCAAUGAUGAGACCCUCCUGCAAGCUGCCGUCCAUUUCAUGCUUGCUGUGGACUGCAAUGAAGACAUCACUUCUUUUAUCUCUGCUAUUUGCCUAAUGUCUGGCAGUUAUUACAACUUGAACAUUCACUACCCUACUGAACUGGCAUCGGUUCUCGAAUUCCUGCAAAGGUGUUUUUUCCUCAUCAAUCCGGAGAAGGGAACAAAGGUGGUGGAAAAGAAAAACAAAAAGCGACUCCCAGUCUACCCAAGAGUCUUCAACCUAAUCUCUGACCUUUCUGACCAUGAAUGGCGAGAGACUUCGUAAAGGUGGUCUUCAGACUGUUUCCAUGUUGAUACUCUCUUAAGGGAUCGUUCAUCCCAAAAUUUAAAUUCUUCCAUCAUUUACUCAUCCGCAGGUUGUCCCAAACCUGUAUACAUUUCUUUGUUCGGUUGAACAAAAGGAAUCUUUAUUUGUAAGAAUUUCAGUAACCAAACAGAUUUUAUCCCUCAUUUAUUGCCAUAUCAGGGAAAAUAAAUACUAUGGUAGUCAAUGUUGGAGCAGAUCUGUUUGGUUACGGAUAUUCUUACAAAUAUAUUCCUUUGUGUUUAGCAGAACAAAGAAAUAUAUACAGGUUUGACAUGGCAAGAAGGGUGAGUAAAUGACAGAAUUUUUAUUUUUGGGUGAACUGUCACUUUAACAUUGGAAUGUUCAUUGUUAAUGCAAGUUUAGUGGUAUAAUCUUCUCUGUAAGAACUUGUGUAGUGCUGCAUUCUACUUUUUAGCACUGUAAAUGUUCAUGUUAACUUUGCUAAAACAUGCAUAUCUUAAACUGAGCUUAGGUAAAUGAUUUUAAUUAAUUGGACUGACAUUAAAACCACUAAUUGCUAAUUAAACCACACAAGAACAGAAAAGGCCAUCAUUUGUUGUCUUCGAUGCCUGCCAGUCUUUAUUAAAAAUAUAUGGGACCACA
This is a messenger RNA of Triplophysa dalaica, 2458 nucleotides long. RefSeq lists its product as uncharacterized. NCBI's taxonomy places the organism in Eukaryota, Metazoa, Chordata, Actinopteri, Cypriniformes, Nemacheilidae. The transcript has 3 exons. The record is from RefSeq and is a predicted model, not a curated record. The coding region runs from base 1448 to 1813 and encodes 121 amino acids.